AUGAUGAAUCCGCUUGUCUCCGUUGGCUGCCUCCCAGAGUUUAACAGGGUUGAAGCUCACCAUGUUGUUCCAGGGGUCAAGCAAGUUGUCAAGGAACUGGAAAAGGAUUUGCUUGAGCUGGAGUGCUUUGCUGCCUCAAGUUUUGGAGAGAAUGGUGGCGAUCUGUGGGAGGCGCUCGUCCAUCCCUUCGAACGCAUUCUUGAUCGCUUGACUGUGGUAUGGGGGAUUGUUUCGCAUCUCAAGGAUGUCAAGGAUUCCGACGCUCUUCGAGCUGCUGUGGACGAAGCACAACCCUUGAGAACGAACUUUUUGUUGAGGUUAGGACAGAGCAAGGCUUUGUAUCAGGCGUUUGAGAAGAUCCGCAAUGGUGCCUUGUUCGAUACACUGAACGAAGCUCAGCAACGAGUUGUAGAAGGACGUUUGAAAGAUGCCAUACUAAAUGGAGUGGCAUUAGAACAUGAGAAGAAAGUGCAUUUUAAUGAGAUCCAACAGGAGCUGGAGAAAUUACUGAACAAAUUCAGUGAAAAUGUGCUGGACUCCACCAAGUUGUUUGGGAAGCUGGUGACUGAUAUUUCUGUUCUUGAAGGCUUGCCGGAAACGGCUCUUGCUCUUGCUGCACAAGCCGCAGUAUCCAACGGAUACGAAGGCGCCAAUGCGAAGAGUGGACCGUGGCUGAUAACUCUGGACAGUUCCAUGUACUCGGGAGUGAUGAGAUUUGCGAGAAACCGUGACCUUCGCGAGGAAGUAUAUCGCGCAGACAUCACAGUGGCCUCCGGAGAGAGUUUUGAUAACUUCCCUGUAAUUACAAGAAUUCUCGAGCUUCGCCAGCAGAAAGCGGAGUUGUUAGGAUGCGAAAACCAUGCUCAGGUGAGUAUGCUUCAAAAGAUGGCGACACUGGAUUCUUGUCAUGCACUUCUCGAAAAACUGCAUAGUUGUUCACGAGCUGCUGCUAUUCGAGACAUGCGGGAGCUUGAGGAAUUUGUGAGAAGUGAAAACUCAGAAGAAGAUGAGAAUUUGUUCCACUGGGACAUUCCAUAUUGGACGGAGCGCUUCAGGGAGGCCAAGCUUGACAUGAAUGAUGAGGAACUCAGGCCGUAUUUCUCCAUGCCUAAUGUCAUGGAUGGCCUGUUCAGCCUUGCGAAGCGCUUGUUUGGCGUCCACAUUGAAGAGUUGGAAGAAAAUACACCAGUCUGGGACAAAGAAGUUAAGCUUUACAAGGUGGCAGAAUGCGCCAGCGGAGAAAAUCUGGGAUACUUUUACCUGGACCCAUUCUCGAGGCCGCACCAGAAGAGAAGUGGAAAUUGGAUGGGCGUAGUCUUUAACAGAAGCCAUGCAGCUGUGCAAAAAGGUGGCGGGGUGCGAUUGCCUGUCGCUCAUAUUGUCUGCAACCAGGCACCACCAUUACCCGAUCAGCCAAGCUUGAUGACGUUCUAUGAGGUGACAAUGCUGUUUCAUGAGUUCGGGCAUGCUUUGCAGCACCUUUUGAGCAAACAGGACGAGGGUCUUGUGGCUGGAUCCGAAGGAAUAGAGUGGGAUGCAGUCGAGAUUCCCUCCCAGUUUAUGGAGAACUGGUGCUAUGACAGGAACACUUUGAUGAGCUUUGCAGUGCACUAUAGAACUGGCCAAGAGCUCCCAGAGGCGCUAUAUACGAAACUCAAGUCGUCAAGAACGUUUUUCUCGGCUUCAAACGUUCUUUAUCUGGUUUCCCGCUCUCUGAUUGAUCUCAAGCUGCAUGCAAAGCUCGAAGCCGUGAAUUCGAAAGAGAUUUACAACUUGUGCAACAAGGUUGCAGGGGAGAUAUUGAUAUUACCCCCUUUGCCUGAAGACAAGUCCAUCUGCAAAUUCCUCCACUUAUUCGCCACAACUGAGUAUGCAGCUGGUUACUAUAGCUACCUGUGGUCUGAGGUUCUGUCAUCAGAUGCUUUUGGAGCGUUUGAAGAAGCAGGCCUUGAAAAUGAAACUGCCGUUAAGGAGGCAGGAAAAUUAUUUAAGCAGACAAUUCUUGAGCUUGGUGGAGGCAGAGCGCCUGCUAAAGUUUUUGAAGAUUUCCGUGGAAGAGGCCCCAGCAUAAAUGCUCUUCUCAGGCAUAGAGGUCUCGUGAGAAAGCCCGAUCGCAUCAGAGCCGAGGCCGCCGAGUACCGAAAGCUGCUACCUCUUCGCCUCAAGGAGCAGUGA
This is a messenger RNA of Selaginella moellendorffii, 2175 nucleotides long. Its product is annotated as probable cytosolic oligopeptidase A. NCBI's taxonomy places the organism in Eukaryota, Viridiplantae, Streptophyta, Lycopodiopsida, Selaginellales, Selaginellaceae. The transcript is spliced from 18 exons. Gene Ontology annotation, molecular function: metalloendopeptidase activity. The record is from RefSeq and is a predicted model, not a curated record. The coding region runs from base 1 to 2175 and encodes 724 amino acids. Gene Ontology annotation, biological process: peptide metabolic process; proteolysis.